UGGUAGCACUUUUUCGCGUGUGUUUGGAGGGAAGUAGUCCGGUGUCUGAUACAUUGCUUAAUUUCGAUUAACUUACACAAAUCAGGCUAAAUAAAGCUUUAAAAAAAUGUCCUCAACAGAUAUAGCAAUGGAGUCAAGCGCUGAGCUUGAGAGCGCGCCCGGUGCAAGUCUCGCAACUGUCGGAAUUGCCAACACGAACAAUGUAUUAAAGAAACUUGCCCACAGCACCGCCGGCAGUGGCGGUGGUGCUGGUGGUGUAGGUAAAGGAUCUCCUGGCGAUGGCGAAGCGACUGGCAACGCAGAUGAGAUGACUUCAAGAGACUAUUACUUUGACUCAUAUGCCCAUUUCGGAAUCCACGAGGAAAUGCUUAAAGAUGAGGUCAGGACUGUCACAUACCGCAACGCAAUGUACCACAACAAACAUCUUUUCCAAGGAAAGACUGUUUUGGAUGUUGGAUGUGGUACUGGCAUACUCUCCAUGUUUGCUGCUAAGGCUGGCGCUGCCAAUGUCAUUGCCGUAGACUGUUCCAACAUUAUAGAGUUCGCUCGACAAGUGAUAAUCGACAACAAUUUACAAGAUAUUAUUACUGUAGUCAAGGGUAAAAUCGAGGAAAUCGAGCUUCCGAAUGGAAUCGAAAAAGUUGACAUUAUUAUUUCGGAAUGGAUGGGGUACUGCCUCUUUUAUGAGUCCAUGCUGGAUACGGUGUUGUAUGCUCGCGAUAAAUGGUUAAAGCCCAAUGGCAUGAUGUUCCCAGAUAGGGGUACACUUUACAUCACAGCUAUCGAAGAUCGCCAGUAUAAAGACGAGAAGAUCAAUUGGUGGGACGAUGUGUAUGGCUUUGAUAUGAGCUGUAUACGGAAGGUGGCUGUUACCGAACCACUUGUUGAUGUUGUCGAUCCAAAGCAAGUAGUUUCUACUGCGUGCAUGGUGAAAGAGGUUGAUUUGUACACAGUGCAAAAAUCCGAUUUGAACUUUUCUUCGAAAUUCAACCUUACCAUCAAGCGCAAUGAUUUUGUCCAAGCUUUGGUCACAUACUUCAAUAUUGAGUUUACCAAAUGUCACAAACGACUUGGGUUCAGCACAUCCCCUGAUUCCACAUAUACACAUUGGAAGCAGACUGUCUUCUAUUUGGAUGAUCACAUAACUGCCAAAAAAAAUGAAGAGAUCAAUGGAACGUUUCAAAUGAAACCAAACGAACGGAACAAUCGGGACUUGGACUUUGUCAUCGACAUCAACUUCAAGGGCGAGCUAUCUGAAAUCCAGGAGUCAAAUACAUACCGUAUGCGUUAAAUUCACGCCAUGUUAUUUAUGCGGACUUAGAGCUGCUGCCUUCUUAAGCCAGAGGGAAUUAAAACAAGAUGACUAGACGUAAGAUAUAAUCCAGUGCGAAAUGUGCAACGAAUUUGUGUUGCGUCUUCUACUAAGUUUAAAGUGUACCUUUUUAGUAUACAUUAUAUUUUUACAAGUGCGCCUGUUUAAAUUAUGAUUCAAGAAUACUUCUAAGACAUUUGUACAGUGGCACAUUAGGUCUCACACGAAAACAAAAUAAAGUGUGCGGUAUCCACACAAUUUUACUGGA
Drosophila arizonae is the source of this 1580-nucleotide messenger RNA. It is a transcript of the gene Art1, whose product is annotated as arginine methyltransferase 1. Gene Ontology annotation, biological process: chromatin remodeling; peptidyl-arginine methylation, to asymmetrical-dimethyl arginine. Gene Ontology annotation, molecular function: protein-arginine omega-N asymmetric methyltransferase activity; histone methyltransferase activity; protein-arginine omega-N monomethyltransferase activity. NCBI's taxonomy places the organism in Eukaryota, Metazoa, Arthropoda, Insecta, Diptera, Drosophilidae. Gene Ontology annotation, cellular component: nucleus. The record is from RefSeq and is a predicted model, not a curated record.